Messenger RNA from Alternaria ventricosa, 468 nucleotides. RefSeq lists its product as uncharacterized. The transcript is spliced from 2 exons. NCBI's taxonomy places the organism in Eukaryota, Fungi, Ascomycota, Dothideomycetes, Pleosporales, Pleosporaceae. The record is from RefSeq and is a predicted model, not a curated record. The coding region runs from base 1 to 468 and encodes 155 amino acids.
AUGAGUACCGCCUACUCCUUGAAAUGCACAUAUUUAAAAGCCUCUGUCACCAAGCCUAAGAUGGUGGAGGGCAAAACGAACAAUGCCGAAGUCCUCCGUGAAAUUCCAAACAUGAACGAGAUGUUGGAAGGUAGAGAAUACUGGGAGUGGACACGUCAUACCAACUUGAGCGAAAAGGAAAUCAAGGAAUUUCAGAAUGAGGAUGGAGGACUUCAUCACUUGGAAGUGAGAUCGACAAGCGAGAUUGAAGAGGCAAAGGCGGAGAGGGUUGCUGGGAAACACAAGGACGGCAACCAGAGGAACAAAAACGAACUGGAAGAUGAAUUUGACGACGUUGCGGACGAACCUAAAGUAUGGACAACGAUAAACCUAUAUGAGGCCUGGGAACCCAGUAAGAAAGAAGCCCACGAACGCUAUGCCGCCGUUUUCGCAAAUCAUAAGAGCGAUAAGGUUCAGAGUUCUGGUUAG